Lytechinus variegatus (green sea urchin) is the source of this 2237-nucleotide messenger RNA. RefSeq names its product glucokinase regulatory protein-like. Gene Ontology annotation, molecular function: carbohydrate binding; enzyme binding; enzyme inhibitor activity. The transcript is spliced from 18 exons. The record is from RefSeq and is a predicted model, not a curated record. Bases 335 to 2194 code for a protein of 619 amino acids. NCBI's taxonomy places the organism in Eukaryota, Metazoa, Echinodermata, Echinoidea, Temnopleuroida, Toxopneustidae. Gene Ontology annotation, cellular component: mitochondrion; nucleoplasm; cytosol. Gene Ontology annotation, biological process: glucose homeostasis; carbohydrate derivative metabolic process; negative regulation of glucokinase activity.
AGACUCUAGGAUAGAGCACUAGUAAGCAGGAGACUGGCCAAUAAAAAAACUGAACAAAUUUAUGCCCACCUAAGUUUGCAUUAUUAUUGAAACUUUUUGGUAUGCACAUUGUCAAAUACCAAUCGGCGUCUCAUAGUAUUUAGAUAGAAAGGGAAUUUCCCUUUCUUUUCUCUUUUCUCGGAUGACGCUACUGGCUUGUUGGAGGAGUUGAGAGAUAUUAGACGCGGUCGAUGCUUCUUCUUCUACAACCAUUUUACACAGCUGUUUCUGUAGAGUUUUAUUAGGCGAUUUCCAGUCGAUGUCAGCGAAGUUGUGAUAUGGAAAACUACCAAAGAUGGAAGACCAAUCUACAGCCAUGGGACGUUUGAAACAGGAACAACGAAUAACAGAGCUGAGCAACACUAAGAGUGAGAACAUCGAUACUGCCAGCAUUCCAGAAAUCAUCGACGUACUGCAUGCAUGUGAAGAGGAAAUAUUCAGUGGAUGGCAGAAUUAUCAGACAUUAUUUUGCAAGGAUUUUGUAGAGAAGCUCAGUGAGGUGUCCAAACAUGCAACUGACAUUAUUAAGGAUUCUUCUGAUAAUGCUAUUAUCCUUAGUGGCUGUGGAACGUCGGGAAGACUUGCCUUUUUCAUUUCUACCAAGAUGAACAGCUUGCUACGUGAAAGGGGAUUCCCCGAAUGCUUUGAUUACAUCAUCGCCGGGGGCAACAGGGCAUUGACACAUUCUGUUGAAGCAUUUGAAGAUAGCCCUGCAGCAGGCCAGGAUGAGCUCAUCAAGGUCUCUGAAGGAAAGAAGAAGGUUCUUUUUAUCGGAAUUUCUUGCGGACUGUCAGCUCCAUUUAUAGCAGGCCAGUUGCACUAUUGCAUGUGUCACCUAGAUACAUUCCUACCAGUCUUACUAGGGUUUAAUACUUUACACAUGGUCAGUGAUAAGACUAUAGAAGGUUGGGAUCAGUCACUCCUAUCAGUAACUGAACGUUUAAAGCUUCUGGAGAAAAAUGGCCAGGGGUAUAUUUUGAAUCCAAUUGUAGGGCCAGAAGCCAUCACAGGUUCUUCAAGAAUGAAAGGAGGCGGAGCUACGAAGUUGAUACUGGAGACCUGUUUCCUCACUGCACUUUCACAGGAAAAGAAUGAAAAGAUGAACACAGACAAUCCUUCAGCAGAUGAUUCUUUCAAGCCAGAAGAAAUGAUUACCAGUCUCUUUGAGUGCUACAAACAGGUUUGGGGGACAUCUUACCAAUCUUCAAAGGACCAACUCUCUACAAUACUGGAACAGGCUGGAAAGACACUUCUUGACAGUGGACAUGUGUAUUACCUUGGUUGGGAUACGUGGGGUGUUCUAGGGAUGAUUGAUGCUUCCGAAUGCCCACCUACCUUUGGUUCAGAUUUUGAUGAUAUCAGAGGGUUUAUGAAAGGAGGUCUUAUGUCGAUAGCAUCUUCCUCUCAAUCUGUGAACACUGCCAGAUCUCUGGAUCUACCUGAAGAUGAAACAUCACUGAAAUUCUUCAAUGCUUUUGUUCUUCCAUCCAUCACUGCCAGUGAUUCAGUUGUAUUCCUUCUGCCUUCAGAAAAUGCAAGAAUUGAUGAUGACCUGAAAACUUUAUUGCCUUCAGUAAUGGAGAAAACACAGCAUGUAGGCAUAAUCUCGCCCUCUCCCCUAGAUAAGACUCAACUUGCCAUAGAAGGAUGUGCUUUGGUUCAGCUCGGGAAUCUUCAUGAGGACACAGUGAAAGAUCUGAACCUUCAAUGGAAGAAAGUGCUCGAUGCCAGACUGGAUAGUUCUCUUUGGAGUGCAGUAUUGAAGAGUGUCAACGAGUUUGCAGUCAAGUCAGCCCUCAAUGCCAUCAGUACUGGUGCUCACAUUGCUAAAGGGAAGGUCUACCAGAACUUCAUGGUGGACCUAAGACUCAGCAAUUCUAAGCUCCUUGAUAGAGGUAUUGGAAUCGUAUCAAGGUGUGCUCAUUGUUCUAAAGAGGUUGCUAGAGAUGCUGUGAUGCGAGCGAUCUACAUGACUGAUGACAUCACUUCCUUUAGAGAUACACCCGUCUCAUCCAUCAUACACACUGCUGGAAAUGUAGAAAGGGUUGUACCUGUAGCCAUCGUCCUUGCCAUCACAACGUGUACCAUCAAAGAAGCUCUCGACCACCAGAAGAGGGCACCAAUCAUCAGAACAUUAAUUCUCAAUCUCCGAUAAGACAGAUGUUCAGGUAGUCACAUUGAACAUGUAUCGCCCAAUA